UAGCGAGUAUUAUUCAUUAUACUUCAGCAUAAUUGAUGAGUAAAUCAUAUUUAAGAUACUUACUGCUGUACAUACUAAUUUAAUAAUACACAAGUUUCUGAGAAUGUCUGGACUAGAAGCAUUGGAUUAUCAAUAUCGUAGUUUACAAAUAUAUAAAAUGGAACAAAUUAUUGGUCGAAUGAAUUCUCGAAAAUCAGGAAUAAUUCAUGAAUUUCAAACAGAUCCAUUUCUACACUAUGCAUUUAAAGGUAGUGUAUUUGUUAGUUGGCUUGAAGAAAAUAUUCCUACAACUGAUGAAGAAGAAGCAAUGCAUUUGGCUAACUUGUUUCUAUUCUAUGGGUAUAUAUUUCGUCUUACAAAAUCACAUCGUUCAUGUUUUCAAAUGAAUAAAAAUCAUUGGUAUCGAUUUCAGGCUCCAUUCUACUGGAUAUCUAAAAUAUCAAAACCAGAUGAUAUAGACUAUGCGGUAUAUUUAAUGAAAAGAAGUUUUAAAAAAGGCGGUUUCGAUGAAGACGAUCCAGAAGAAAGAAUAUUUAAAGAACUGUCGAAGUCAUUAGCUGAUAAAUGGAAAAUUAUUGAACUACAAGCAGCUGAACAAAUACACUUGGAGCGUAAACGUGAUGAAGCUGACAGAAAUAUAUUAAAUUUACAGGAACAAGCAUUUUGGCGAAUACAUCGUCCACCAAAAAAAGAAAAAUAUAAACUUACUGAUCCUCCACCAAGACAUUUUUCACAUAAACAAGUACAAAUUCGUCAAGAGCAAAUGAGAAAUAAGAAGCUGGAGAAAGAGAAACUACUGCAUGGUGAGCAGUACUUUUAUCUAGGUUAUUAA
Trichobilharzia regenti is the source of this 832-nucleotide messenger RNA. The record is from the annotation of a GenBank genome assembly. Lineage: Eukaryota; Metazoa; Platyhelminthes; Trematoda; Strigeidida; Schistosomatidae.